Messenger RNA from Adineta steineri, 3933 nucleotides. Lineage: Eukaryota; Metazoa; Rotifera; Eurotatoria; Adinetida; Adinetidae. The record is from the annotation of a GenBank genome assembly.
AUGGCGGCUGCAGCAAAUUCAAGUUUACUUUUUGACAAUGUGAAUAAACUCUUGUCAACCUUUAUUCCAGCACAUAAUCAACAUGAUUGCAAUCAGUUGUAUGCAUCUAUUGGUGUUAAAUCACAUGGAACAAUUACUUUUCCUGAUAAUAAAUCCAAUCGAGCUGAAUUUAUUCGUGUACCACCUGAUGCAUCCGUUACGCAUGUUAAAGAUCUACUUAAUCGACUAUGGUGUAAUGGACGUCCAUCACUUGUCAUAUCGGUAACUGGUGGUGCAAAAGAAUAUAAUAUGAAACCAAAAUUAUUAAGAGCAUUUCGACGUGGUCUUCUCAAAGUUGCACGUACAACUGGUGCAUGGAUUAUUACUGGUGGUAUGAAUACAGGUAUUAUGAAACUUGUAGGUGAAAUUGUUCAAAUAAAUCCUGAUCGUUCUCGACCAAUUCAUUUAAUUGGUAUUGCUACAUGGGGUUGUGUAUCUGGUUUUCAACAACUUGAUGUACAUGGUGCAAAUGUUCAUUAUGCUAAACCACGUAGUGAACAAAAAGGUGAAGCACCACUUGAACCAAAUCAUACAGAAUAUAUUUUUGUUGAUGAUGGAAGUGAAAGAAAAUAUGGUCGUGAAAUAUCUUUUCGUGCAAAACUUGAACAAGCUAUAUCAGGUGGAUUUUUUGCAUCAAAACCUACAGCAACUCAUCUUAAUAAUCAAUCGACUAGUGCAUCAACAACUCCAUCUUUACGACCGGAGCAAUCAGAUCCAGUACCUGUUGUUCUUCUCGUUGUUGAAGGAGGUCCAAAUACAGUUCGAACAGUUCAUGAAGCUGUUGUUCAAAAUAAUAUACCAGCUGUGUUUCUCGAAGGAACAGGACGUUGUUGUGAUUUGUUUGCUAAAGCAUAUCAUCUUUAUAAUGAAAAUCUUACAAAAUUAGAUAUUUCUGAUGAAACAGCAGCAAAUAUGGAUCCAAAUGUUUUAUUAAAACGUUAUGAUGAAUUAAAAAAUAAACUUCGAGAAGAACUUAAAGAAGAAAUUCGUGCAAUUAGCGGUGCAAGUGAUACAUCAGCUACAGCUACUACUAAAACUCCACGUAAAAGUGAAGCCACAACAGCAAAUAAACCUAAUGGUCCUGUUGAUAAAAUAGAUUAUUUUGAACUAGUUUAUGAAUGUAUUCAUACUCGAAAGAAUUUCUUAAAUAUAAUCAGUCUUAAUUCACGAAAUCCAGUUGAACCAGAUAUUGAUUUAGUUAUUUUACAAGCUUUAUUAAAUGCUACAUCGUCUAGUGGUCAAACUAAAACAAAUAUGCAACGAAAACGUGAACAACUUCGUUUAGCAUUAGAAUGGAAUCGUGUUGAUAUAGCUAAAAAUUUUAUCAUGAAAAAUGAUCGAGAUUGGGAAAUUGAUCUAAAUGAUUUAUUUACAUUGGCACUUAAUAAUGAUCAAAUAGCAUUUGUUAAAUUAUUUCUUGAUCAUGAUUUUUCAUUGACUGAUCUAUUUCGUAAUCAUGAUAAAUUUAUUACACUCUAUACAAAUGAUCAGAAUGAAACUGACAAUUUUCGAAAUAAUUACAAUGAUCCAUUACGAACAAUUUAUAAAAAAAUCAUACAACCAUUAAUAGGAGAUUUUUUUGAUGUUGAUGCUGUAUUUCCGUCAGCUGAUACAACUGCAGCUCAUGAAUUGAUCAAUAACAAUGAAGAUAAAGCAUGUUUUUGCUGUAACCCUCGACGUUAUCAUAAAACUGAAGUUAAUGAUCCUAAUGGUAGUAUACACUCCGAAGGAACAACAGGUUAUUCUGCUGGUAAUAUUGAUAUUGAUAAGGAACUUUUUCUCUGGUCGGUUAUUAAAGGUAGACGAGAUUUUGCAUUAUUAUUUUGGUCUCGUUGUAAAAAUAAGAUUUGUGCAGCAUUAGUUGCUACAUUAAUCUAUAGAAAACGUGCUCGAAAAGAAAAUGAUCAAAGUUAUAAUCUAUCAGCUGAUGAAUUUGAAAAUUUAGCUGUACAAAUACUUGAUAAAUUUUAUCAAUCAAGUUAUCAUGCAUGUACAAAAGCUAUUAUAAGACAAAUUCCAGCAUAUGGUAAUGUUACAUGGUUAGAAUUAGCUGUUGCAGCAGAAGCGAAACAAUUUAUUGCACAACGAGCUGUACAAGAUGUACUUAAUGAUAUUUGGUAUGGAUAUAUUGAUCAACGUGUUCCUGAUAUGAAAAUUGUUUUUUCUACAAUUAUGCUUUGGUAUAGUGGUCUUCUUCCUUAUCAAAGUGAAUUAGUAAAAACAGAUCCUGAAUCAUUAUUUAUUGAAAAUACAAUUAAUAAAUCACGUUUACUACAAACAUGUGAACAAAAACGAUACAUAGAUAGGAAAACAGAUACAGUUGAUAUGAGAUUACUCGCAGGUUUAUCAAAUGGUGAUAAUAUACCUGUUGAAUUCGUCAAUAUUGGCUGUUGGGAAAAGACAAAAGCUGGAGUUGUUAAAUAUUUUACUAAUGUUGCUACAUUUAUGUCUGCUCCAUUUGUUAAAUAUAUUUAUAAUCUAUAUUUUCAUGUGUUUUUUCUAUUGCUUUUCUCCUAUGUUAUAUUAUGUGAUUUUUUUCCACUCUACGAUUUUCCAGUGGAUAAAUGUGCACCAUCCAGUGAUCCACCAAAUUAUAAUGAUAAUGUUAAUAAUAAUAAAAAUCAUCAAUCAGAUCAAGAUCACAGUAAUACUAAUAAACCAGGGCCGUAUGGAUUACAACGACAUACACGACCAGCUACUACUGAAUUGAUACUUGCUGCAUGGGUUUUUACAUUAUUAUGUGAAGAAAUUCGACAGCUCUUUUCAACAGAAGCACAAUCGAAACGAAAUGCUAUUUCAGCUUAUUUUAAAAAUUUUUGGAAUAAAUUAGAUGUAUUAGCAAUAAUUUUAUUUUUCACCGCUUUUACACUUCGAUUUAUACCAAUAGCAGAAUGUUUUUGUGCAGCACGUAUUAUUUUAUCACUUGAUUUGACUAUUUGGUUUAUGCGUUCAUUGGAUAUAUUUGCUGCUGUUAAAAGGCUUGGACCUAAGCUCGUAAUGAUCGGUGAAAUGGUACAUGAUCUAAAAUUUUUUAUGUUAAUGUUAAUUGUAUUCAUUUUGGCAUUUGGUGUAUCAUCUUACAGUCUUAUAUAUGGUGUACGACCAUUUACUUGGCAUUUACCACGUGAAAUAGUCAAUCUUGCAUAUUGGCAAAUAUUUGGCGAAUUGAAUGCAUUGGAAAAAUUUGAACACGAUUAUAAAGCAAAUGGUUAUGCAGUCUUUAUUCUACUUGUUGCUUAUAUGGCUGUUGUCAGUAUACUUUUGAUCAAUCUACUUAUUGCUAUGUUUAGUAAUACAUUUGAUCGUCUUCAAACCGAUACAGAUCGUAUCUGGAAAUUUCAACGAUAUUCUUUAGUGUGCGAAUAUUUAUCUCGACCAUCAUUACCACCACCCUUCAUAUUCAUUUCUCAUCUUUGGCGAUUUAUAUUAUAUACAUCAGCACGAUGUUGUCGUUGUCGACCUAUUCAAGCACGAUAUGCACAACAUUCAAGUGGAACGAAAUAUAAAACACUCCUUAAUGAAAAAUAUACAUCUAUUAUUGAAAUAGCUGAAGAUGCACUUGGUGAUGAAGUUUAUUAUACUCAUUUGAAAUUAGGUAGAAAACUAGUGGAUGAAACAGAUUUAGAUGAAGAACGUGUUCAAACGCCGCAAGAGAAUAUGUUCAAUAAAAUGCGAACACUCGAAAAUCGAAUACAAACAAUGAGUAAUCAACAAGCUCAUAUGUUUGAAUAUCUUGAAUGUUUAAUGGAAGGUUUAAAAAUAAUGGGUGGAGAUCGUAUAAAAACACCUGAAACACGUCGUUUUGAUCCUGAAGAAUCAUUAAUUAAUACACAGGUAGAUGAUGAUCUAUUACUACACAAUAGCUAUCAUAAUCUGGGCUAUCAUUCAAUUUAA